Molecule: messenger RNA, 1389 nt
Organism: Lachancea sp. 'fantastica'
Lineage: Eukaryota; Fungi; Ascomycota; Saccharomycetes; Saccharomycetales; Saccharomycetaceae
Source: the annotation of a GenBank genome assembly
AUGUCAGUAGUCGCCGGCUAUAGUUCAGCAUCGGACUCUGACGAGGCUUCGUCUACACCAAGACUGGCCAACGAUACACACACUUCCAUAGCCGGUGACGGUCGCAAGUCAUCUCAGGAAAGUGACGCUGCUAAACCAAAAAGAGUCAAGAAACAAGCCAAGGCUGGAAAGAUCAACCGUGUUAAGAAAAGGCGAAAAAGCCCGUGGGCUUCAUGGUCUUCCUCCGAAGACGACGAGGAUAAUGGGUCUUCGCAUAAUGAGGGUUCAAAAUCAAUAAUCAGCGAUCACCAAGGUGUGUAUCAAGAUGAUGAGCUCGACUUGAAGGACGAAAGAGAAAUGUCAAGACUGCAAGAGAAAAGUGAGUUUCAUGGGCAUUCAUUGGUGGAUUAUCAAGGCCGGUCCUUUCUAAAUCCUCCUAUGGAAGAAGAUAUAGACUUCACGAAGGAACCUCUUUCUUUCCAGACUUUUUUACCCAAGAGGCUAAUUCAUAAGUAUCCGGGCCAUGGUAGUGGCACAAAUGUGAUACGAAUGCUACCAAAAACUGGGCAUCUUUUUCUCUCUGGAGGCAACGACAAUGAGCUCAAGAUUUGGGACAUGUACCACGAACGCCAAUUGCUGCGUGAUUAUAAAGGUCACUCCAAGGUGGUUCGAGACGCCAAUUUUAACGACGAUGGGUCCGAGUUUGUAAGCGUUUCCUUUGAUCAGCACAUGAAAAUUUGGGAUACAGAAACAGGUGUUGUAAAACAUCGUUACAACUUUUCUAGUACACCAAACUGCGCUGAGUACCGCCCAAGCAAUCCGAAUGAGCUGGUAGUCGGACUAUCAAGUAGCGAAAUUAGACAUUACGAUUUACGAGUGUCUCAUAAGAAUGGCCUAGUUCAAAUUUAUGACCAUCAUCUAUCGUCAAUUAUCGCGCUAAAGUACUUUCCUGAUGGAUCUAAGCUCAUCAGUUCUUCUGAAGACAAAACCAUGCGCAUAUGGGAAAACCAAGUGAACAUUCCAAUCAAACAGAUAAGUGAUACGGCACAAUACUCGAUGCCAUAUGUCGCAAUCCAUCCAGAGAAUAACUACUUUGCGGCCCAGAGUAUGGACAACGUUAUCUAUACGUUUUCCAUGAAGCCUAAAUAUAAAAGACAUCCAAAAAAGAAGUUCGAAGGGCACAGGUGCGCGGGAUAUGGAAUUGAAUUGACAUUCUCUCCGGAUGGUCGCUAUAUUUGUUCGGGGGAUACGCGAGGUCAAGUGUUUAUAUGGGAUUGGAAAACAACACAUCUGUUGAAGCAGCUUGAAGUUCCCGAUAAAAAGCCAGUUACUGCGAUAGCUUGGUCGCCUCAAGAAACAAGUAAACUGGUUUGUGGAGGCAAUGGCGGUUACAUUUACUUAUAUGACUGA